Messenger RNA from Danio rerio (zebrafish), 399 nucleotides. It is a transcript of the gene rpl39, whose product is annotated as ribosomal protein L39. Gene Ontology annotation, biological process: translation. Gene Ontology annotation, molecular function: structural constituent of ribosome. Gene Ontology annotation, cellular component: ribosome. The record is from RefSeq and is marked validated. NCBI's taxonomy places the organism in Eukaryota, Metazoa, Chordata, Actinopteri, Cypriniformes, Danionidae.
GAUAUACAGCGCCAGCAUUUCCCAUGGUUCCUCCUCUUCGACUACCGCCAUAGUGGUGAACGGAUUGCGAUCCCCGAAAUGGCGUCGCACAAGACCUUCAGGAUCAAACGCUUCCUUGCCAAGAAGCAGAAGCAGAACAGGCCGAUCCCACAGUGGAUUAGGAUGAAAACUGGCAACAAGAUCAGAUACAACUCCAAGAGGAGACACUGGAGAAGGACCAAGCUGGGCUUGUAAACCACUGUUUACUUCAGCAUCCCCCUCCAUCUGUUCCCUGCCAGGACCACCAACUCAUCCAGAGCUGGAGAGAAGCCAUGCUAUCUGGAACAGCAGUCUCUCUUUUGUACAGAUAUUCUGGUUAUGUCCUUGCUAAACAAUAAACAAUUUGUCAUCGAACCAGAA